Messenger RNA from Adineta steineri, 384 nucleotides. The record is from the annotation of a GenBank genome assembly. NCBI's taxonomy places the organism in Eukaryota, Metazoa, Rotifera, Eurotatoria, Adinetida, Adinetidae.
AAAGAUACAAAUAAAAUAUCUUCGACGCCUUUAACUGAUAAUAAUGAUGACGAUGAUGAUGAUGAAGAUAAUACUUUACCAACAAUUGUACCUUUAAAUAAUUCAUGGUUUAAUACGACAAAUGAUUCAAAUAGUUCGACUAGUCCAAUUAGUUUAGCAACAUCAUCAACAAAUAUUAUCUCUUUAAUCGACGAACAAAAGCCUACUCUUUCGAUAUCUACAUUUAGUUCAAGUAGUAAAAAACGAAAAUCUAUUCCACAAAAAAUUAUUACUACGAAAAAAGUACAUAAUGAAUCAAUAACUGAGAAUGAUAAUUAUAAUGACACAAAACUAUCAAAUCAAACAACGAAUGAAUCAACAAAUUCUGUUGAUACUAAUACUUAA